CAUUUCAAACAUUAUCUCGUUUAAAUGUUUUCAUUUCAGUGGACAUAAUGAAAGUGUUUAACACCCCAAAGCAGCACAAACAAUGUAUUUAACGUUUUUUUAACCAUGAACCCCCCGCGGAACAGAUGGUACAGUCCGAAGGUUGGUACAGUCCGUUUCCUGCACUCGGUUGCUAGGAGGCGGAGAACGCUAGAAUACAACGCAAGGAGAAGCUCUGGGUGACACGGCUCUGCUACGACACGUGAUAGUUCCUCGGGUUUUUUGGGGAAAGGGGGCAAAGCGACCAACGCGGAUCUAAUAGAGCAUUUUAAGUUCGUGUUCCCGGGGGAGUCGCAGGAGAGAGCUGCUGUCCGUAAGACUUUUAAAAGCUACGUGGACCACGUUGCUUUCGUAAAGACUGAGGGCGAAGUCAAAUAUGUCUGCCUGAAGAAAAGAUUCCGCGGUUCAGAGAGGCUCGAUCCGGAGGACCUCCUUCCCCGUUAUCCGCACGCUUCAGACGGCAGGAGUGACGCGGCAGGUGAGGCGCAACCACCUGACUCAAGUUACGGAAGUAGCGGCCAGGUGAGAGUUGAUGCUGAUCUCACCACCGCAUCCACUUCUGCGGGGGAAGCCGACUCGAGCGAGGGUCCUCAGCUGGUCUGUUCAGUGGAAGAAGCGGAGAUGGGAAACGGAGACAGCUUUAAAAGAGACAAGAGAGAGUCCAAGAAGAAGCAGGUCGGACAUGGGCCUGAAAUACCAGAAAUAUCUGUGACUAAUGCUUCGCCUCUUCCUGCAGAGGGAUCUUCGUUCAACAUGCCGGGGCCUGUGCAAACCGGUACUACAGGACCAGUUCCCACAGGUGGUGUGGGACUCAAACCCGGAGACAGGCUGGUGGAGGCCGAGGCGCUCUCCCCAGAAGUCCUGGAAGAAGGAGAACACGGUAACGUGGUGGCCAGGAGCAGAGCUCCCUUCCAGACAGCUGGAGUCUGAUGAUGAUGAGGGAGGAGGAGGAUGGCGAUGAAAGGCCAGUCGGACACAUGUAGCCUCUCUGGGAGCGAAGGACUCUGCAGCCCCAAAGGCAGCCGUAAACACUUCAUGGAGGCCAUGAUGAACAGGUCCCCCCAGCCGAGGAGGAGCACGGUGACCAAAGGCUCGGUGUACUUGUCAUCCAGGACCGACAGCGACUCGGCCUCCCUGGUCUCCUCCUGCCCGGACGACAGGACCCCGGUGGCUCUGGACCCGCUGGAACACGAGUGGAUGAUGUGUGCCUUGGACGGGGAGUGGGGCAGCAUGCACCCCCUCCUCACCACGGAGCCCAGUCUGAUCCUGAGGAAGGACUUCGUCACCGGGUUCACCUGCUUGCACUGGGCGGCCAAGCGAGGCAACCCCGAGCUGAUGGCGCUGAUCUUCAAUUUUGCCAAACAGAACGACACCCCCGUCAGCGUGGACGCUCGGUCCAACGCCGGUUACACGCCUCUGCACGUCGCUGCCAUGCACAACCACAUGGAGGUGGUGAAGCUCCUGGUGGGGGCCUACAGCGCAGACGUGGAGGUCAGAGACUACAGCGGGAGGAAGGCCUGCCAGUAUCUCACUGACAGUGUGAGCGUGGAUAUCCAGGACAUAAUCGGAGCAUACGAGCGCUCUGACCCGGAGGACGCGUGCCGCGGGGCCGGAGGCCGUUGGAGGUUCUCCAAGGCUCUCCAGUCCAACCUGAGGCCCCUCCGACUCUUCAACCCCAACGACGAAGGUGACUCUGUGGACGGGGAGGCCCGACCCUCACAGAAGGUCCUCAGGAGGAAGUCCUCCCUCAGCAGGAUGAAGCCCGAACUGCACAGGCUGCGCUUGAGGACAUCGCAGAUUGUCCACAGGAUGUCGUUCCGUGAGCCAGAGGAGUCGGGGGGCUCUGGGAAAGGUUCCCUUAAGUCCAGACCCAAGACCCACUUCUUUGGGUGAAGUCAAUGCAGUUACAGAGCGCAGCGUCUACAGGAAUAUGGCAGAGGAGCAUUUCUAUAUUCCACUUCCAUUACUAGGCUGGGUGUUUGGAGCUGGUUUAUUAUCAGGGGAAAGCUGAUACUCUAUUAAUAAUAUCCAGCACCUUAAAAUGUGAACAAUUGUAGUCCAAAUAAUCAACACUCAAAAAGCUAUGUGAGACCUCUUCAAAUCCUCCUUAGUCCAAUGAUCCCAUAAGACAUUCAUAACUGUCAUAAUCAUAAAUUCAGGAAUGAUGAAUGUAUGAAAAGGUUAUAGUUUUUAUGAGAUGGUUUGAGCCUCUAAUUCUGCUAGAAAAUACUUACCAAUUACAGCCUUGCGAGCUGCGAGAGGCUUGCGUAGCUUUUGAUGCUAGUCUAGAAAAAUGGGUCACAGGUGUUGGUGAGAAGCAAAAUAGUUUUUUGACCGUGAGGGUGAGCGUGAAGUGUGGACGUGAAGUGUGGACGGGGAGCGUGGACGGGGAAGCGUGGAAUGAGAGCGAGGAGCGCGAGCGUGACAGAGUGAACGUGACCGGGUGGAAGAGGCAUGUACGAAGAUAAUUGGAUGGUGUCAUUAAAGAACAAAAUAAAGGACAAUCAAAGAAGAGGAAACGUCUCGAGGAGUAUUUAAACACGUCAAAACACCAACCUAAGAGAGGAGGACCUAACUUUGAGAAGCAAACAGGGUCUCUACAACGUUAUUAGUAUAUGUUGUAUAAGUGUAGAAAGUCAUAAGGACUCAAGACAUGACAAGACAACACUUUGUGUUGAGGUUUUGUCAUAUAUACACACAAAUAUAAUAUCAUUAUUACUAAUUUUUCCAUCUCCAUCUCGGCAUAAAAUAAACAUUUAUUUUCUUAUCAACUAGUAAACCUACACAUUUUUAACAAUUAUAGUAUUAUUGGUAGUCUAUUGGUAGUUCGUCAACAUGAUACCAAACUGAUCAACAAUUAUAGGCACACGCUAAUAAGAUAUAUGCUAUUUUAUUCAACAAGCAACUUAACUCAAAUAAUGAUGAUGAUGUGUGCACUAGGCAUCUCUUUCCAGCUGUCUCCAGGCUGUUGUGCACGAGCUGAGCGCCUGCUGUUCAAGUCACGCACAAUGCACUUUUGCAGCCAAGCACAUAUUGUGUUUGUGUCAUUUGAAGGGAAAAUGGGUGCAAUUUAGCAUUCGAGUCACUUUACAAAAGUUGCUCAAAGGUGCCAAAUAUAUAUUUUUAAAUGGCUAGAUUUGUUUCUAUGUGCUGUGGAAAAAACACGUUGCCAGGGUAGUCUGAAAGGUAGCUGAAUCGUCCCAGCCGUCGGAGCUCUUUGACCUACGUGUAUUGAGAUGGAGUAAUGGUUAUAACAUUGUACAACAAUUAUUACCCCAAACUAACGGUAAAACACCAGGACACAACAAUUAGUGACAGAUAAACAAUUUGUAACAAUAAGAUUUAUUGCUUUUUUAAAAUUGUAUAUGUCGUAUGACCAAUACAUUUAAAGCUUCUUUGUCUGAAAAGUUGACAUAUUUAAUAAAGGCUCAUGAAUGUG
Gasterosteus aculeatus aculeatus (three-spined stickleback) is the source of this 3478-nucleotide messenger RNA. NCBI's taxonomy places the organism in Eukaryota, Metazoa, Chordata, Actinopteri, Perciformes, Gasterosteidae. The record is from RefSeq and is a predicted model, not a curated record.